Tupaia belangeri chinensis (Chinese tree shrew) is the source of this 2323-nucleotide messenger RNA. It is a transcript of the gene UNC93A, whose product is annotated as unc-93 homolog A. The record is from RefSeq and is a predicted model, not a curated record. NCBI's taxonomy places the organism in Eukaryota, Metazoa, Chordata, Mammalia, Scandentia, Tupaiidae.
CUUUCCCCGGCCAAGCCAGCAGGACCCUCUCAUUCCACCCAGGUCGGCUUGGCCUUUGGCCCCCCAGGCUGACCUGCGGUGGAGGGAAAGGGGCUGAAUGGGAUGGACAGGCAUGUGGUGACCGCCCCAAGGUAGAACUGGCAAUCUGGGGUGGUCUUGCCCCCACCACCCAGAGCAGUUUCUGGGCCUCGGAAUCAGGCCACAGGAGGGGCCUGACCCUCCACCAUAUCUCCCUGGUCCAGUGCGUGGGCCUGGGACGUACUCACGACCACACAAGCCCUUCUGCAUAGCUGUCCGCCAAGGCUCCAGGGGUCCAAGCCGCACUGACAGCUUCUUUCCAGCUCAUCACAAACAGGCGAGGCUGAAGGGGCUGCCCACACAGCGGGGGCGUGGGAGCUGCAGUGAUAGCAGUGUGGCUGGUCCCAGGGAGCCACACCGUGAGUGCCCCUGACGGCAGGCACUGUCCACCUGCACCAUGGAGAACAGUCUCAAGAACGUCCUGGUGGUGGCCCUCGGAUUUCUGCUUCUCUUCACAGCCUACGGGGGUCUGCAGAGCCUGCAGAGCAGCCUCUACAGCGAGGAGGGCCUGGGCGUGACGGCACUCAGCACCCUCUACGGCUCCGUGUUGCUGUCCUCCAUGUUCCUCCCGCCCAUCCUCAUCGCCAGGCUGGGCUGCAAGUGGACCAUCGCGGGCUCCAUGUGUGGCUACGUGGCCUUCUCGCUGGGCAACUUCUACGCCAGCUGGUACACCCUGAUCCCCACCUCCAUCUUGCUGGGGCUGAGCGCUGCCCCGCUGUGGUCCGCUCAGUGCACCUACCUCACCGUCCUGGGGAACAGGCAUGCCGGGAGGGCGGGCCAGCAGGCCAAGGACGUGGUGAACCAGUACUUCGGCAUCUUCUUCCUCAUCUUCCAGUCCUCCGGUGUGUGGGGCAACCUGAUCUCGGCGCUGGUGUUUGGCCAGUCCCCCAGCAGAGAGACCAUCCCGGAGGAGGAGCUCCUGUCCUGCGGGGCCAGCGACUGCCUGAUGGCCUCCGUGGCCCCCGUGGCCACCAACAGCACCCACCGCCCCUCCCAGGAGCUCAUCUUCACCCUGCUGGGCAUCUACACAGGGAGCGGCGUCCUGGCAGUCUUGCUGAUAGCCGUGUUUCUGGAGCCCUUGCACAGCGUUCAGCAGCAGAGCGACAGGAAGAGGCUGGCGUUCUGGUCCACGCUGCUGGCGACGUUCCGGCUGCUCAAGGACCGGCGGCUGCAGCUGCUCGUGCUCCUGCCGCUGUACAGCGGGCUGCAGCAGGGCUUCCUCUCGGGCGAGUACACGAGGUCCUACACCUCCUGCGUGCUGGGUAUCCACUUCGUGGGCUACGUGAUGAUCUGCUUCUCGGCCACCAACUCGCUGUGCUCCCUGCUGUACGGGAGGCUCUCCAAGUUCACCGGCAGGAUCGCCCUCUACUCGCUCGGCUCUGUCAUCCAGCUCGCCUGCAUCACUGCCCUCCUGCUGUGGAGGCCGCGCUCCGACCAGCUGGCGCUGUUCUUCGUGUUCCCCGGCCUGUGGGGCAUGGCUGACGCUGUCUGGCAGACGCAGAACAACGCCCUUUACGGCGUUCUCUUCGAGAAGGACAAGGAAGCCGCCUUCGCCAACUACCGCCUGUGGGAAGCCCUGGGCUUCGUCGUGGCCUUUGGGUAUAGCACGUUCCUGUGUGUCAGCGUCAAGCUCUACAUCCUGCUGGGCGUCCUGGGCCUCACCAUGGCGGCCUACGGGCUGGUCGAGCACAUGGAGUCCAAGAACAUGGCCAGGCCGCAGACUGAGGGACAGACCAGCCCCACAGACAGAGCAGAGGCCCAGACCCAGCUGUGAGCCCUUGUGACUGCUGCCAGCCAGUUUGACCUGCACAUGCCUUAGGGCAGCCAGCCAACCCCUCGGGAUGAUCUGAGCCCCCAUAGCUGGCCGCCUUGAUGACACUGGAUAAGCAGCUUCCAAGUCAAUUGUCCGAUCUGACAAGGCUUUAGCCACUGUCUUAUCAAUGGAGAUCAGGAGUUUACAUGAAGGAAUCUGUUGAUCUGAUUUCAGAGCACAAUCAGCCAUUAGAAUCUGUCUAGAAUCAUAGACUGCCUGUGUUUUCUUUUGUUGUUGGUAAGAAUCAGAAGACUGCUCAAAAUAAUGUCUAAUGAUGCAGGAAGUUGGGGGAUCAGGCCCAACACCAGUGCUGAAUCAGAGCCACAAGAUGACCACUCGUCUCACGUUCACGAAGAAUUAGAGACGUGGACACAGGGAGGGGAUAGCAAAGUGGAGUUUAUUAACCCCAGAGAGGAAAACGGAGCUCCCAAG